This is a messenger RNA of Durio zibethinus, 3737 nucleotides long. Its product is annotated as ubiquitin carboxyl-terminal hydrolase 21-like. The record is from RefSeq and is a predicted model, not a curated record. Gene Ontology annotation, molecular function: cysteine-type deubiquitinase activity. Gene Ontology annotation, biological process: protein deubiquitination. NCBI's taxonomy places the organism in Eukaryota, Viridiplantae, Streptophyta, Magnoliopsida, Malvales, Malvaceae. Gene Ontology annotation, cellular component: cytosol; nucleus.
UCUCUUCUCUGUUCUUCCUCUUCUGUGGUUUUUCCAUGGUAAUGGCCUAAUAAGGAAACCCUCCUCUGAAUGCCUGCGUCCACCGAAAGGGAGAGUUCGGCUGCAAAGAGGUAAGCAGUGAAAAACAAUUACUUACUAUUUUAAUCACAGGAGGAAGACAAAUGGGUUUUUGGGGUUGAAUUUGGAUUUCGCAAGCCCAAGAAAAAGGGCUUUGAAGCCCAAACUUUUUUUCCAUUUCCUGUUUGGAUUGGAAGCUCAAGACAUUAAUGGACUUAAAAGGAAAGCCCGAAAAGGUUUUUCUGGCCCGAAAAGCUUAAAAGAGAUUUUUUUGUUUUUAACCAAAAAAACAAAAAAAAACCCUAGAAAAAGGAGGGUUUGACCGAAACCGGUAGCCAAACACUACUAUUUAGUUUUCUCUUUACAAUCUACAGUAUGCAGCAUCGCAGUCAAUGGAUGAAAUAUCUCUCUCUCUCGAAAAAGCCAAAUAAAUGGCGGCUUAGUUUUCCCUCCCAAUUCAAAAUCUUCCCUUAAAAAAAGGUUUUGCAAACAACCCAUUUUUUCAAUUUCCCUCCGCUGAAUUCCCUCUUCGAUUUUUUUUUCUCAAAUCAAAAUUUCUUAAUCCAACAAGAUUGAGGAUUCCUAAACAAUUUCCCUUUGGAGAUUUAUAUAUUUCAAUCUCCUCAUUACUAUUCUUUUUCUUCUUUCAAAGCUCACAGCAAAGUUCUACUAUCUUUCAAUGGAGACCCAAACGUAUUUCUCCAAAACCCUAACGAUAGAUCAUCCAUCUACUUCAGAAUCUUUUGUUUCUCAAGAGAAUCUUGUUGGGUUCUCCCAAGUUUCGCCUUUAAUGGCUGAUUCUUUAUCUGGGUCUUCAUCAGUUUCCCCAAUGAUCGUAGGAGAAACCGUAGCCAAUCCUCGUUUGUCUGAGGCAUCAUCAACUGAUGAUUUGUCUUCGUUAACUUCUCCGACGCCUUCGCCUUCUACUGAAUCUGAGCCGUCACAACCUAUGGGAUGUGAUCAGUUAUAUGGUCUCAGAGAAAACGAAUUCACAACCCCUGGAUCUUGGUAUUCUACAUGGAACCCAUGGUGGUCGAGGCCCUUGUCUCCUCCUAAAGAAGCUUCAAGAACUGAAGAUGAACCAACCGGGGUGGGUGCAGGGCUGGAAAAUUUGGGUAACACAUGUUUUAUCAAUGCUGUGUUGCAAUGUUUCACUCAUACUGUUCCGUUUGUUUUGGGUCUUCGAUCUUUGAAUCAUCAUGAGAAGCGUUGUGAUCGUCGUAUUGAGAGUUUUUGUUUACUUUGUGCUCUUCAUGAUCACAUUGAGCUUUCGUUGAAGUCGUCAGGAGGAGUCGUUUCGCCUUCCAAAAUCUUUGACAAUUUGAACUAUAUCUCAUCUUGUUUCCAGAGAUAUGAACAGGAAGAUGUCCAUGAGUUCCUGCAAUGCUUGUUAGAUAGGCUUGAAAGCUGUUGCUUAGACUCAAAGACCAAGAAUGAUUUGUCCUCUUCUAGAAUGGAUUGCCUGGUCAAGAAAGUUUUGGUGGUCCGUCUUGUUAGUAGACUAUGUUGUUGCAAUUGUGGUCACAUUUCUAACACUUAUGAGCCUUUGAAUGUGAGUUUGGAGAUUGAAAAUGUGGACUCCCUUCCAAGUGCCUUGGAGUCUUUCACCAAGGUGGAAAGGAUUGAGGAUCUGGAGGCAAAGUUUAGGUGUGGGAAUUGUAAAGAAGAGGUGUCGGUAGAAAAACAAUUAUGCUGGACCAGGCCUCCUUCAGUUGCAACAUUCCACUUGAAGAGAUUUAAGACUGAAGGGACUUUUGUCGAGAAGAUUGACAAGCAUGUGAUGUUCCCACUAGAGUUGGAUUUGCAGCCUUACUAUGUCAAUGAGAGAAGUAAUGAGGAACUCAAGUAUCAACUAUAUGCAGUUGUGAAGCAUUCUGGAUUCAGACCUACUUCUGGACAUUAUGUUUGCUAUAUUCGGUCCUCCCCAGAUACGUGGCAUGAGUUGAAUGAUUCAAGGGUUACUAGUGUUGAAGAAGAAGAUGUGCUUUCUCAGGAAGCCUACAUUUUGUUCUAUGCUAGGCAGGGUAUACCUUGGUUUUCAACGGCAAUAAAAUUGCAAAAGCCUUGUGCAGACCCUGGUAUUUCUGAUUCUUCACCAAAGUCUGUUCUAGAUAACAUAGAAUGUGCCUCCAAUCCCGAGGUAGAAAAUAGUGCUGAUUGUGGUGCCAAUGAAUCUAAAGAUGUUGCUGCUGAGGGGAUUUCUGGAGCACCUGCUAAUGAAUCAAAAUUUCAAGUAUCAAAGUCCAUUAACUCCGGAGAUGGCAAUCCCAUGACUGAUGCUUCAAUACCACCAGCAUCAAGAAAUUGUUCUAAUGAAUUUGAUAGAAAUAUAUCUACUGUGUCUCAUCUUGGGGAAAACAACUUCAAUCAAAGUAUUGAUGAAGUUGCAAAUGAUAGUAGUUUCCCUCGGAUGCCAUCCAGUUAUCAUUGUCCGGAUGAGUGUGAGAGAGACUCUUCAGGAUGUGGUCCGCAUGGUUGUUUGAAAGAAGAGAAGCAAGGCAUUCAUCGAAGAGAAAUCAACAGGCCUGCCGUGGAUCAAGGAAGAAUUGAAGCAGUGAGAUAUGCCAAAAGGAUGCCUACUGUACGAGGUGCAAAAUUUAUGGCUUUGUUGGGUCCACAAACUGCGGGUAAAAUGAAGAAAAGAACAGGAUCAUCUCCUUGCAAAAGAGUCAGCCCUCGCCGCAGACACAACCAUAAUCUUAUGCGCCCGGUUCCUGUCUCACGCUGAACACUUUAUCAGCCCUUUUGGUUAAAUCCAAUUGGUGGGUUCUUGACUAUCACAUAACAAAUACAUGGCAUAUAUGAAGUUCACCAUAUCCUUUUUGCUAUCUAUUGUAAUGGGUAGAAGGCUGAUGUUGCGCUGUUUUAUAUUUAGGUCUGGUCAGGGAAAAUGUUAAGUUUAGGAUUUUGUUUGGGAAGUAAAUAUUAUGGGUUUCAUAAGGUAAAUUUUGUUUACGAUACAGUAAUAACUAUCGAGUCUAAGAUUGUGACUGGUUCGAUUCUUGCGUUGAAAUUACAACAAUGCUAAAUUUAAAGUUGCUUAGAUAAGUUAACUGGGGGUUUCAGCAAGAUAUUUCAUUAGGUUGGCACUACUUCACUGGCACGUUGCAAAACUAUGGAUAAUUUUCCUGCUGUUUUAGAUCCCUUCACUCUUUCAAUCGAUAAAUUCUAGACUAGAAUACAAACCGUGGACAAAUCUUGGCCUUGCUCAAAGAAUCAUGUUGGAAUUUUCGUUAUGGUAGAAAAACAACCUAGUUCGUGUCAAAAAGUACUAAGGUAAGCUCCUUGUUUCUAUCCAAAUUUUUUAUCUUUUCACUCAGACAAUCAUAGGAAAAGUACUAUAAAAGGAUGGGGCUUUUAACACAAAUCCUUCCUCUCGAUCUUUUCUUUGAAGCAUUGGUAGUAGCAAAAUUAGAACUCUUCGGGAAUUAACAUAUAGCAGAUACGGUUCUCUUUAUCAGAUUCAGAGGAAAACGUAAUUAUCCAUGUCGCUGCCAAGGUUUAUGGGAAAGAACGGCUCAAAACUGGCAAAUGAUCUUAGUUCACCAGGCUCAGCUAAUGUUCCUAAACAUGUUGUGAUAGUUAUGGAUGGCCUAAAGGAAUUCACCACAGAGCUGCUAGAAUGGGUGCUUGAAAAAAUUAUAGCACCCGGUCACAUAGACAUAGUCACCCUCCUUGGU